Messenger RNA from Prunus dulcis (almond), 1107 nucleotides. RefSeq names its product histidine-containing phosphotransfer protein 1-like. Gene Ontology annotation, molecular function: protein histidine kinase binding; histidine phosphotransfer kinase activity. Gene Ontology annotation, cellular component: cytoplasm; nucleus. The transcript is spliced from 6 exons. NCBI's taxonomy places the organism in Eukaryota, Viridiplantae, Streptophyta, Magnoliopsida, Rosales, Rosaceae. Gene Ontology annotation, biological process: phosphorelay signal transduction system; cytokinin-activated signaling pathway; phosphorylation. Bases 418 to 882 code for a protein of 154 amino acids. The record is from RefSeq and is a predicted model, not a curated record.
AUUACAAAGAAAAACAAAGGCACAGAGAGAGAGAGAGAGAGAGAGAGAGGUUAAAUGCUCAUAAUAUAUGAUGUAGAGGAAGGGCACCGAACUGGUGGGGUUGUGAUUCUGUGAGAAAAUACUAAAACCAGAGCACAUAUCCAGAGAGAGAUAGAAAGGGGGGUCAGAGUAUACUUGUACUAGACAGUAGACAUACCCAAAAGCAAGAAGCUUUUGGAUUUUGUUUUACACAUUGAAUUCAUCAAACCCUUUUCUAGGUUUCCCAAGCAUUUAUACUAUAAUAUUUGAUUGUGCAAUAAUUCCUCAAGAUCUGCAAUUCAAGGCACCAGCUUUUCUUUCAUUUGCUGGCUCACAUCUCCUCCUUAAACACGGUGACUCUUACUCUGUCUGUGUGUAGAGAGGAACAAAAGCAAAAACAUGGAAGUGGGGCAGAUGCAGAGACAGUGGGUUGACUACACAAAGUCCUUGUUUCUGGAGGGGUUUCUGGAUGGUCAGUUUUUGCAGCUUCAGCAGCUGCAAGAUGAGAGCAACCCAGAUUUUGUUGUUGAAGUGGUGUCUCUAUUCUUUGAAGAUUCUGAGAAGCUUCUCAAUGAUCUCACCAGAGCUCUAGAACAGCCAAGUGUAGACUUCAAAAGGGUUGAUGCUCAUGUUCACCAGUUCAAGGGUAGUAGCUCCAGUAUUGGUGCACAAAGAGUUAAAAAUGCCUGCAUAGCUUUCCGCAACUUCUGCGAGGAACAGAACACUGAAGGGUGCGUUAGAUGUGUUCAACAAGUAAAGCAAGAGUACUACCUUGUGAAGAACAAGCUUGAAACUCUCUUUGCGAUGGAGCAACAAAUUGUGGCAGCUGGUGGGUCAAUUCCAAUUCUGGAAUUAAGUUUUUAAGGCUUCCAUUGUGAAAAGAAAACAAGAAAGUUGGGGUGGUUGUAGAGAAUCUCUUCACUAGUAUUGUAUAACAACCUCGCUUAAUUGAUUGCAAAUUCUCUUAACUAAUGAAUUUGUGCUUGUAUGGACUUUAUGAAAAGGAGUUCUUCCAUCUGGUGCCACUUCUUAAUGAACUUUAUUUAGGCUCAGAUAACCUUGUUAUUUAUGAAAAUGAGUUUUCUAUCA